This is a messenger RNA of Metarhizium album ARSEF 1941, 4290 nucleotides long. RefSeq names its product Cleavage factor two protein 1. Gene Ontology annotation, molecular function: nucleic acid binding; protein binding. Bases 1 to 4290 code for a protein of 1429 amino acids. Lineage: Eukaryota; Fungi; Ascomycota; Sordariomycetes; Hypocreales; Clavicipitaceae. The record is from RefSeq and is a predicted model, not a curated record. The transcript is spliced from 4 exons. Gene Ontology annotation, cellular component: nucleus; mRNA cleavage and polyadenylation specificity factor complex.
AUGCAGGUGUAUACCGAGCUCGUCGCUCCUUCGGCCGUCACGCACUCCUUGAGCUUGCCGUUGACUUCUGCCUCUGCUAACAACCUCGUUGUCGCCAAGGGAUCCGUCCUGCAGAUUUUUGCCCUCAGAUCAAUUCCUGCCGAGCUUGAUCCCCAGACCCAAGGCCCCCAGUCCUCGGUUAAAGAAGACGACAUCCAUUUUGACCGCCGCAUCAACGACGACGAUGGCCUCGAGUCUUCUUUUCUCGGCGGCGAGUCACUCAUCGUUCGAGCUGAUCCGUCCAACAACACCAAACUUGUUCUUAUUACCGAGAUUUCAUUGGCAGGAACUGUCAUCGGAUUGGCCCGAGUCAGAGUCAAGGACACGACAUCGGGAGGCGAAGCCCUGCUUCUGGCGUACAAGGCUGCCAAGAUGUGCCUGACAGAAUGGGAUCCUCAGAGGCAUACACUCGAAACCACAUCCAUCCAUUAUUACGAAAAAGAGGACUUGCAAGGUGCGCCGUGGGAGAUGCCCUUUGGAGACUACGUCAAUUAUCUCGAAGCCGAUCCCGGCAGCCGAUGUGUUGCCUUCAAAUUUGGAAGCAGAAAUCUGGCCAUUCUGCCCUUUAUCCAGAAUCAAGAGGAUCAAAUGGAUGGUUGGGAUGAAGAUCUGGACGGCCCUCGGCCUGCCAAGGAGGCGCCCACCACCAACGGGGACGGUGCGGGAGACCACGACGUAGUCAAAUCACGAUAUACGCCGUCAUUUGUUCUACGACUGCCGCUUCUAGAUCCAUUACUACUGCAUCCUGUCCAUCUUGCCUUCUUGUACGAGUAUAGAGAACCCACCUUUGGCAUUUUGUCCUCGACGCAAUCACCAUCACCCGCGCUUGGCGUCAAAGACCACCUCACGUACAAGGUCUUCACUCUGGACCUGCACCAAAGGGCGUCAACAACUAUUCUGUCUGUCACGGGGCUUCCGCAGGACCUCUUCAGAGUCAUGGCCCUCCCUGCCCCCAUGGGAGGGGCCUUGCUCGUGGGCGAAAAUGAGCUUCUCCACAUUGACCAGUCUGGCAAGCCCAACGGUGUGGCUGUAAACGGCAUGGCAAAGCAAAUGACAUCCUUCAGCUUGGUUGACCAGUCUGAUUUGGGCUUGAGACUAGAGGGCUGUGCUAUUGAACUGUUGGGAGGUGACAUUGGCGAGCUGUUGUUGAUUCUGAAUGAUGGGCGUCUAGCCGUCAUUUGCUUCCGUAUCGACGGCCGCACGGUGUCUGGAAUUACCAUAAAGCUCAUCAGUCCCGAAUGCGGAGGGAGUCUGAUAAAAAGCCAAGUGUCAUGCAUUUCGAGAUUGGGCAAUCAUACCCUGUUUCUCGGCAGUGAGAGCAACGAUUCCAUUGUACUGGGCUGGUCGAGGAAACAAGGUCAAGAGAAGAGAAGGAAGUCGCGUCUCUUGGACCCUGAACUCGCACUGGACGUUGAUGAUCUCGACCUGGAUGACGACGAAGAUGACGAUCUGUAUGGGAACAACUCUGGCCUGGCCAAGCCCAGCCAAUCCAUUAAUGGAAACUCCAAACCGGGUGAAGUCACCUUUCGAGUCCACGAUACUCUUUUGAGUAUUGCGCCCAUUCGCGAUAUUGCCUGCGGCGCUCCUGCAUUUGUGCCCGACAGCGAAGAAGCAACAUUGUCCAAAGGCGUGACUGCAGAGUUGGAGUUGGCAUGCGCCGUGGGUCGAGGGUCCAGCGGUUCGGUGGCAAUACUAAACAGAGAGAUUCAGCCCGAGGUCAUUGGUAGAUUUGAUUUUCCGGAAGCACGGGGCUUUUGGACCAUGUGCGUCAAAAAACCCCUGUCCAAGGGCGCUGCGGUAGCAAGCGACUACGACACGACUGGGCAAUAUGACAAGUACAUGAUUGUGGCCAAGGUUGAUCUUGACGGCUAUGAGACGUCGGAUGUGUAUGCUUUGACGGCGGCUGGGUUCGAGACGCUGAAAGAUACCGAGUUCGAACCGGCGGCUGGAUUUACCGUUGAAGCCGGAACAAUGGGCAAGCAGAUGCGUGUCAUCCAGGUUCUCAAAUCCGAAGUUCGGUGCUAUGAUGGGGACUUGGGAUUGAGCCAGAUUCUCCCCAUGUUGGAUGAAGACACCGGGGCCGAACCACGCGUUACGAGCGCCAGCAUAGUCGAUCCAUAUCUGCUUCUGAUCCGGGAUGAUAGCAGUAUAUUUCUCGCCCAAAUGCACAGCAACAACGAAUUGGAGGAGGUUUUAAAACCUGAUGGAACUCUAAAGUCGACCAAAUGGACGUCUGGGUGCCUGUACAACGAUACACAGGGAGUCUUCCAGAACAAUGCCAGCGAACAGCAAAGUGACGAAGCUGAUCGAAUCAUGAUGUUUUUGCUUAGUUCGGCUGGCGCCCUGCACGUUUACGCCCUGCCGGAUUUGUCCAAGCCUGUAUUUGUAGCAGAAGCUCUAACAUCUAUCCCUCCCUUCUUGUCCGCAGCCUUUGUAGCCAGGAAGGGCGCGAGCAAGGAAAGCGUCACCGAGAUUCUCGUGGCCGAUUUGGGCGACGCCAUCUCACAGACGCCAUACCUGAUUGUACGACAUGCCAGUGACGACUUGACAAUCUACGAACCUGUACGACAUCAAGCAGAGGGUGGCGCCGAGCUGUCGUGCUCGUUGCUUUUCAAAAAGUCUGUCAACACAUCACUCGCCAAGACGGCUCCAGAGGUAUCCGAGGAUGACGCAGAGCUACCACGAAUCGUACCGCUGAGGCGGUGUGCCAACGUGAAUGGCUACGGCGCCGUGUUUCUUCCGAAUGCGUCGCCAAGCUUUGUGUUGAAGAGUAGUAAGAGUGAGCCGCGGGUGAUAGGCCUGCAAGGCUUGGGGGUUCGAGGAAUGAGCACGUUCCACACCGAGGGCUGUGACCGAGGAUUCAUCUACGUCGACAUGGAUGGGAUCGCGCGAGUGACGCAGCUUCCGAGCAACACCAACGUCACCGAACUAGGGCUGUCGGUCAAGAAGAUAGCACUGCACAGUGACGUGGGCAUGAUCUCACAUCACCACCCCACGGGCACAUAUGUAGUGGCAUGCACGAGGAUGGAGCCGUUUGAGCUUCCCCGGGAUGACGAUCAUCACAAAGAGUGGGCGAAGGAGACGGCCAGCUUUCCACCAACCAUGGCGCGAGGCAUCCUGAAGCUCAUUAACGCGGUGACGUGGACGGUAAUCCAUGAGCUGGAGCUGGAGCCCUGCGAGUCGAUCGAGAGCAUGAAGACUCUUUGCCUGGAAGUGUCGGAAGAGACCAAGGAGAGGAAAAUGCUCGUGGCUGUCGGCACGGCACUUUCCAAAGGAGAAGACCUGCCAACCAGGGGGCGAGUACAGGUGUUUGACAUUGUGACUGUGAUUCCGGAACCCGGGAGGCCAGAGACAAACAAGCGGCUCAAGUUGAUUGCCAAGGAGGAGAUACCGCGAGGCGGGGUGACGGCGUUGUCGGAAGUCGGCGCGCAGGGGCUGAUGCUGGUUGCCCAAGGUCAAAAAUGCAUGGUGCGGGGGCUCAAGGAGGACGGAUCCCUUUUGCCCGUGGCGUUCCUGGACAUGAGCUGCCAUGUAUCCAGCUUGAAAGAACUGCCCGGGACGGGACUCUGCGUCAUGGCGGAUGCGUUCAAGGGUCUGUGGUUCGCAGGAUACACGGAGGAGCCCUACACAUUCAAGAUACUGGGCAAAAGCAGCGGCAAGCUGCCCCUCUUGGUGGCCGACUUCCUACCCGACGGCGAAGACUUGUCCAUCGUGGCCGUGGACGCCGAGGGAGACAUGCACAUGCUGGAAUUCAACCCAGAACACCCCAAGUCCCUGCAGGGCCAUUUGCUCCUCCACCGGACGUCGUUUGCCGUGACGCCAAACGCGCCCACGUCGAGCCUCCUGCUGCCGCGAACGCACUCGCCGUGGUGCGCCAACGCCUCACAGCCGUCACACGUCCUCCUCCUGGCCUGCCCCUCGGGGCAACUUGCAGCGCUCUCGCCGGUGGCCGAGUCCACGUACCGGCGGCUGCUGUCUGUCACGAACCAGCUACACCCUGCGGUCGUCCCCCACUGCGGGCUUCACACCAAGGCACACCGGUACCCGGACCAGCCAUCUGUGGGCGUGGGCGUCGAGACCGCAGCGUCGUCGGGCAGGGCUCUGGUCGACGGAACGGUGCUGGCCAGAUGGAGCGAGCUGGGGGCGGCAAAGAGGACAGACGUUGCGCUGAGGGGGGGCUACGACAGCGUCGCCGACUUACGGGACGAUUUGGAAGGCGUGCUCGGAUGGUCUGCACUGGCGUACUUGUAG